Molecule: messenger RNA, 760 nt
Organism: Cantharellus anzutake
Lineage: Eukaryota; Fungi; Basidiomycota; Agaricomycetes; Cantharellales; Hydnaceae
Product: ribosomal protein L11, RNA binding domain-containing protein
Exons: 1
Coding region: 130-456 (108 amino acids)
Biological process (GO): translation
Cellular component (GO): ribosome; mitochondrial large ribosomal subunit
Molecular function (GO): large ribosomal subunit rRNA binding; structural constituent of ribosome
Source: RefSeq, a predicted model, not a curated record
UACUCGGCAAAAAGGAAGACGCUGACACAGCUAUCGCGCCAUGGUGUGUAGCGCCUUAUUGUGGGAGCGGGUAAGGCGGCACCUACGCCCCCAGUUGGCCCGGCGCUUGGUGCGAAAGGUGUAAAAUCCAUGGAUUUCUGCAAGGAGUUUAACGCUCGUACGGCACACAUCUCCCCCGGAACGCCGAUCCCAACCACGAUAAUUGUUCAACCUGACCGCACGUUUGCGUUCGUGACAAAAACUCCAACGACGUCGUACCUGCUAAAGAAGGUCACUGGGAUUGAGAAGGGACCUGCACAUCCAAGCCAGAUCCUCGCUACCAUCAGUCUCAAGCAUGUGUAUGAAAUUGCAAAAAUAAAGCAGACUGAUGCACACUUGAGCCAACUCCCACUGGAAAGCAUUGCACGAAUGAUUAUUGGGACCGCAAAAGCGCUCGGGAUACAGGUGAUUCCUUGAACAUGCGCCUAUUCCUCUCUUUGACCCGAUAAUACCAUUUGCGUGUGAGUAGCACGUGUACCAUGGAUCCCAAUUAAAGGGUGCUUAAUCAAGAUCAAUUUUCCUUUUGUAGCGUCCUGUUUCGCGGAAAUUGAUCGAAUGAAGGACAGAUGGCCCGCCUUCGUCGUGGGUGACGCGCGGUGCAUGCGGGAAACACUGGUGAUCACGGGCUUCAGGAGAUGUUUGGCGUCUCUUGAUGCUCGACAACGGGUGUGAUCUAAAUGGUUGUGCCGCACCGGAAAUGGCACUGUGUGCUAUGAAGGAG